GCAAAAUACUGAGGAAUCUGUCUGUAUUUGAGUGUCAGUUCUUCCUUUCCUGUAAUACUGCCUGUCUCUCUGAUCUGAUCUGAUGUCGUCUGACAGCUGCCUGCCUAUGUCCUGAACCCUCGUUGUCAGGGAUACCUCUCCAUGGAGACGCACUCCCAAAGGUAGGGGAGGGCUUUAAGAGAGAGGAGACCCUCACCUUGAUGGAGCAACAAAGAAAGAGUGAGAAAGAAGAAGGAAAGAGCAUAGCAGAGUGAUAAGAGGGGAGGUCACCUGUGUGUAUGUGGAGAACAAGCGGAAAUCAGCAGAAGAAGAAAGGAGAGAAGAAGAGUUGGAUGAAGUGAAAGUGAACUUGUCAGGAUGGGGUAUGAUCUGGAGAGGUUUGUGGGCUAUGUUAAUGAGGGUCUCCUGUGCUGUGUAUGUCGAGAUGUAUUGGAGCGCCCCCUGCAGGCACCCUGUGAACACGCCUACUGCAGCGCCUGCAUCAGCAGCUGGCUGGUCCAUCACCACUCCUGUCCUGAGGACAGACUGCCACUGGACGUGGGCAGUCUCAAACCACUAUACAGGUACAUGCGUAAUGACCUGAACCGUCUGCAGAUCCGUUGUGUGAAUGCAGGGCAGGGAUGUGAGGUGGUCUGCUCACUGGAGAGCCUGCACACGCAUGAGGAUGAGUGCGAGUUUGCCUUCAUAUCCUGCUCUAACACAGGUUGUCCCGUGCAGGUAGAGAGGCGAGGUUUGGAGGCUCACCUGUCAGAAUGUAACUUCCGCAGCAGAGAGUGUCCAAACGGCUGCGGCCACACUCUUCUCUCCAUUGAACAAUCACAACAUAACUGUGUAGCAGAGCUGCGCACUGAAGUGGAGAUGCUAAGGGCAGAGAUGCUAUGCAAGGUGGAGGAGGUGAGACGGGAGAUGGAGUCUCGCUUGGAUUCACAGAGGAGACACAUGGUGCAGAAAGAGUCACAGCUGAAGAACGAGGUUGAGGAGCUCAAGGGUCAGUUGUCCCGUGUGAUGUGUGACAUGCGCGCCCUGUUGGGAGCAGAGCGUCUGAGGAGACAGGAGCUGGCAGAAGCAGAGCUGGAGAAGAGGGAACUGCUGGAGCUCCUCAGAGACCUGCAGCCCACCAGGAGUCAGCAUCCAGUCGAGCAGGCAGCCAGAGACCAGCAUCAGGAAGACCAGCAGACACCAGGAUGGGAGCUCCACACCGAGCCGACGAGACACCAACAGAGGGAGGCUUCCUUACAUGCCUCCAGUAUAUCGCUUCAUUCGUCUCAGGCUAUAAAUGCAUCAGGUCCACCUCCGUCUCCUCAGCUGAGUGAGGGGACGCGCAAAGGUGGAACCCGGAGUCUAACCCUGGACUGUAUCAAGAGGAAGAGCCGGGAGGUCACGGUCAUAUGAGUAAACUGGACUGGACGGGAAAAUUAGCUGAACCAGAAUAGAUGAAAUCUAUAUUUUUUUAAUAUUUGGCAAAGUAUUUCUGCCAUUUAGUCAUCAGAUUAGAGCACAGGUGCAGCUACAGCUUCUGGCAUCAUGACUUUGUUAUUAAUUUGCAAAAGAAAAAAUUCAAUACAUGGAAUUAGCCAUAUGUUGUUUGGAAGGCAGAACUUUUUGUUUAAUUCUUCUACUUUACUGAGAAAGUGAUCGUUUGACUGUAGGCUUAUUUAAAAGUGAAUAGAAAGGUUUGUUGAGGUUUGUUAAUGAUGAGCUCCCCUUUAAUCAUUUAAUGUCCCUUAGAUUUUGUAUCCAACAGGUAUCCAUUAAAAACUGUUCCUCUGAUGCAGUACUUUCUGCUUUGAAAAUGUUUAAAUGAUUUCUGAUUGUCUGCAAGAACUUGACCUAUAUUUUUUUUUAAGUAUUGAAGUCACAUUGGGAAUUCCGUCAUACAGUAUUUGUGUCAGUGUAAGUUAUGAAAUACAAGAUAUAUGCCAAUUGACAAGGUAAGAACUGGAAAAACCAUAUAUAUAAUCUUUGUGUUUUGUUUCCAUUUAGAUUAAAAUUACUGUAUUUAACACCAACAAUCCAAUCUGUUACAUCAGAGCAGUUACCUUGAUUAACAUGUGCAUGACUGUGACAUCCUGGAUUCAAUCUUUGUUGUGCACAAUCCACCUCUAUUUCACAAUCCCUCCUAACUACUACUUUUACUUAUUAAGUACAAAGAAAAAAAAAUCUAAAAAAGCAUCUCUGAGAAAAAAAGGCCACCUUGGGCAGCUAUCAAUGUAGGGGGGAGCACAAGGCUCAAAUCCUUUACAAUCCAAUUUUAAAAUAAAAAACCUAAACAUUUAUUGGUGACUAUGCAUCUCAUCCUACAUCCAUGUUGAAACCUCUGCAGCCUAAAUGCACAUUAUUUUAAUGUUAAAGCUUUGUCAGUUGUUCACCAUGACUUGUUUUGUCUUUUCACACCAUUAAUUCUUUUCAUGCACCCAGAAAGAGUCAAUAAUCUUUUUCCCUGUGUUGUUUUAAUGCUCAAAGUUAGUUCAAGUUUGACUUUUUUAAAGAAUGA
This is a messenger RNA of Thunnus maccoyii (southern bluefin tuna), 2494 nucleotides long. RefSeq names its product ring finger protein 41, like (gene rnf41l). Gene Ontology annotation, biological process: tumor necrosis factor-mediated signaling pathway; positive regulation of JNK cascade; regulation of canonical NF-kappaB signal transduction. Gene Ontology annotation, molecular function: zinc ion binding. Bases 358 to 1392 code for a protein of 344 amino acids. NCBI's taxonomy places the organism in Eukaryota, Metazoa, Chordata, Actinopteri, Scombriformes, Scombridae. Gene Ontology annotation, cellular component: plasma membrane signaling receptor complex. The record is from RefSeq and is a predicted model, not a curated record. The transcript has 6 exons.